CGUGCACGUUGAUCAUCGAUGCGAUCAACAAUCCGAUUUGGAACUAUUGAUUUUCGUUAAAGUUAACAAAUGACAAAGUUAAAAAUUAUUUCAUUAGGUCAUCAUAAUUGAUUCGAAAUGUCAAAAUCUCUAGUUAGGAAAAGUCUCGAGUUACUUGAUUCUGAAACAGAUUCGAGUAAAGAUAAAAAGAGAAAGAGAAAUAAGUCGUCUGGAGCUCUCGAUUUGAUUCCUGUAAAUCAGAGGAUUCUUGCUAAAACUAAAAAACGAGGUUGCCAUAGUGUCUUAAAACGAACAAGUAAGUUAACUGUUGAUGAAGUAAAGAAGCAAUUGGCAUUGAAGGCUGAUCCUACGGAUGAAAAUGUACAAAGGCUUUUGUCUUUAAGUAAACAUGCACUAGAUUCGGAAACUACAGAAAAGAUUUUAAUGCGAGCUGUUGAAAAGCAUUACGUAAUCAAAAAAGAGAAGCCAGUUGAAGAAGAGAAGACAGUGUUUAACGAAGAAGACUUCCAGAAGUUUGAAGCUGAAUACACUGGUUAAAUAAUAUUGUUAUUAUUUGAUGGAAAAGAAAAGAUGUUAAGCAGUGAUCGUGAAAGAGGACAAGUAUUAUUGAUAACAGCAACUGUUAUUUUCUUGUAUUAUUCAUUGUGGGUAAUUGGGUCACCUUUUAUUGACGAUGAAAGA
Messenger RNA from Phymastichus coffea, 681 nucleotides. RefSeq names its product active regulator of SIRT1-like. Gene Ontology annotation, molecular function: enzyme binding. The coding region runs from base 118 to 537 and encodes 139 amino acids. Lineage: Eukaryota; Metazoa; Arthropoda; Insecta; Hymenoptera; Eulophidae. The transcript is spliced from 4 exons. Gene Ontology annotation, cellular component: nucleolus. The record is from RefSeq and is a predicted model, not a curated record.